CGCCCCGCCCCCUGACCACCGCUGGCUGAGUCUGUGUCGAGCUGUUUGCGCCCCCGGGAGCCAGAGCCCCAGUGUUGUUUUUUUCCCAUCUCAAGACCAUCAGGACAGAACAAAGCUACUUCUAGUUCCUCUUUCUUCUUUAAUUUCAUCUGUAAGCCUUGACCACAUUAGGAUUUUGAAGGGAUGCUUGUUUCUUCUCCUAUUAGAAUGAUCAUUGAUUUAGAGCUGAAAGUGGGACCCUAAAGGCCUGCAGUUUACAGACGAGGAAACUGAAGAGCAGAGGUAAACUAUGUCGGCUGAGCCUCCCCAACCACCAAAGCCCCCCACCCAUCCAGCCUCUCUCCGUCUACCUGAUGGUCCCCGGGAAAGGGACCGUUCACCAUCUCCCAUGAGAGGGUACCUUAUCCCCAGCCCCUUGCCAACACGGCGGACCAGGACCUUUUCAGCGACUGUGCGGGCAUCAGAAGGACCCAUCUACAAGGGGGUCUGUAAGUGCUUUUGCCGCUCCAAGGGGCAUGGCUUCAUCACACCUGCUGAUGGUGGCCCAGACAUCUUCCUUCAUAUCUCUGAUGUUGAAGGAGAAUAUGUGCCUAUGGAAGGGGAUGAAGUCACCUACAAGAUGUGUUCAAUUCCACCAAAGAAUGAGAAGCACCAGGCUGUCGAAGUUGUGAUCACUCACCUGGCACCAGGCACCAAACAUGAGACCUGGUCUGGACAUGUCAUCAGUUCCUAGGCAGCCUCCUGGUACUCCUGCUUCUGCUCUUCUCCCCAGCUCAGCUCCUGAAGGACACUGUUCUGGGAGGGGAGGUGGGGCAAGUUUUGGGGACAGACAGAUGAGUUAUGAUGAGUAAAUUUCGGCCAAAGGGUGGGAAGGGAGUGGGAACUCAAGGGUCAAAUUGUUAGAUGUGACUUAUUUCCUGAAGAAAGGAGUGGAGGACCAGGGGCGAGGGACAGGGUGGGGGAAAUGUCUUGAUUCCUUACCACCUGAAAUGUAUUAAUUUUUUAAAAAGAGGAGGCUCAGUAGCUGAGUGGAGGAUUAAACUUUGAGCCCAAAGAGAUGUAGAAAGGGCAGCUUGGGAUGUGUUAUUUUCCUAACAUUCUAGCUGGACAACUGUUAGCUCCACCCUCCACAUAGAUUGACCUUCUCCCUGUACCUGUGUAUGCUGGUACCUUUACACCACCAGGUUAGACCUCUGGGACAGAGGCAGCAGUUCAGAUUUUCUUCCCUGAUGUCCCAACCCUAUAGUGACUUAGCUUGUCGCUGUUAGUGUUCUUUGCUAUUCUUAGAUGUAGCCUCUGCCUUAGCCUUCAGCCAGAAUUACUGAUUAACUAGAAUGGGGCUGACAGGAUGAUGGAGACUUGGGAGAAGCAGUUGAUUUCUGGUUAUGAAUCUCUGGGUUUCUUAGGAAUUUGUUUCACUGCCUUUCCUUAGGGGUAGAAUUCUCUGGGUGGGGAAGCAGGAAGGCACAACCACUGGCCAGAGGAGAGGGACUGAUGGGAGUAUGUGAAUCCCAGAAUGCCGUCUAGACACUCAUAUCUAGUUUUAGCUGUGCUGAACUGUGAGACAGAAUCCCUCAUUGUUUUUUAAACAAAUAUGAGGUCUUCCCCCACUCCUAGCAAAGCCUGUGGGCUUUGAUGCUGAGGUGUCAAGUUUGGAUCCACAUCUCUGGUUUGGCUAUUUUGUGCUCUAUUUGAACCAUUAUACUGUGAAAGGUGGAACAAUGGGGGCUCCUGUUUAGAAAACAAAACCAUCUCUUAAGGUUUGUGUUGAAACACUAGCUGACUAAGGGGUAGUAGCUUGCUUUCUGACAACCUGGUUAAACGUGAACAUUUAAAACACAUUUUGGAGGGUGUCUCAUUUUAAAUGUGAUAUAGUAAAUGUUUAGUAGUGAGGGACUAAGGUUUCUGCCUUAAACCAGAUACAACUGCAUGUUUGGGUUUGUCUUGCUACAAGAUUGCAAGUUUUGUAAAUACAUAUACAUUUUUUUAGGCUAACGAGGCUUUUGGAUUUUCUUUGUAAUUGGUUUUCUGCAUUUUCAUGGUUGCUAUUUAAAAGGAAAAAAUGUAUGCUAUAUUCUGAACUUUGUGGUUUAUAGAAAAUGAUAAAUCAUUUAAAAUAACUGCUUAUUUGCUGAUGAUUUAAAACUGAAGUUCAAGAAUUAACUGUUUUAACUUUUGUUGAAAAUGGCUAAAGUAAAGUUUCUUAACUUC
Messenger RNA from Dromiciops gliroides (monito del monte), 2211 nucleotides. It is a transcript of the gene CARHSP1, whose product is annotated as calcium regulated heat stable protein 1. Gene Ontology annotation, cellular component: cytoplasm. Gene Ontology annotation, molecular function: mRNA 3'-UTR binding. Lineage: Eukaryota; Metazoa; Chordata; Mammalia; Microbiotheria; Microbiotheriidae. The transcript is spliced from 6 exons. The record is from RefSeq and is a predicted model, not a curated record. Gene Ontology annotation, biological process: regulation of mRNA stability. The coding region runs from base 290 to 733 and encodes 147 amino acids.